Molecule: messenger RNA, 4472 nt
Organism: Aedes aegypti (yellow fever mosquito)
Lineage: Eukaryota; Metazoa; Arthropoda; Insecta; Diptera; Culicidae
Product: hrp65 protein
Exons: 6
Coding region: 190-1992 (600 amino acids)
Biological process (GO): regulation of DNA-templated transcription
Cellular component (GO): nucleus
Molecular function (GO): RNA binding
Source: RefSeq, a predicted model, not a curated record
AUUCUGCUUUUGACUGUCGGCUGUGUUGCACGCUGUUAAAAUUUCUCUGCAAGGUGUGUGUGAAAAUUGGCAGUGAAAAGAAGGUGAAGUUUCUCAAGAGGAAAGUGGAAAAAGUAUUAAUUCAGUGAACUGUGGAAGUGUCUUGUUAUAUAACGGAAAUCCGCAGCUGGUAAACAGAUUCAAACAACAAUGGAAGUAGCAAAGCCGGAAGUCAAUGGAAGCCCACUGCCACAGCGGCAGCAGAAUAACCCUAAUGCCCAACAGCAGGGACAGCAGCAGGGUGGCCCCGGCGGUCUUCAGGGAGGAAAUCCCAACCAGGGCCAAGGUGGUGGCCCCAAUCAGCAGCAGCAGCAGGGUGGCAAACAACAACAGCAGCAGAACCGGAACCAGCAGAAUAAGAAUCGGGGCGGAAACCAGAAUCGGUUCGGAAAUCGCAACCAAGGAGGCGGCGGCGGAGGCCCCGGCGGAAACCGUCAGAACAAUCCAGAUGGCGGAAAUAUGGGCGGCGGUGACGGUGGCAAUCCGCAACAUCAGCAGCAGCAACAGCGUGGAGGUGGCGGAGGAGGCCCCGGUGGCAACCGUGGAAACCGCCGGAACAUGGGUGGCGAUGAUAACCAAGGUGGUUUCGACCGCCGUCGCAGUGGCCCUGGAGAGCAGUACUUCAUCAACGAGAAGCUGCGCAUGCUGCAGGGUCCCUUGAUGGACAUUCCCCCGAUUGAAACCGAGGAGGUCAAAUUCUCCGGCCGCAACCGGUUGUACAUCGGUAACCUGACCAACGACAUUACCGAAGAGGAGUUGGUUGAACUGUUCCGGCCGUACGGCGACAUCAGUGAAGUAUUCAUGAACAAGGAGAAGAACUACGCCUUUGUGCGUGUAGAUUACUUCUCCAAUGCCGAGAAGGCCAAGCGCGAGCUCGAGGGCACAAUGCGCAAGAACCGCAUGUUGCGAGUGCGCUUUGCACCCAAUGCUACUGCCAUUCGCGUCCGUAAUCUCACUCCAUGGGUCAGCAACGAGCUGCUGUUCAAGGCUUUUGAAGUGUUUGGACCGGUAGAACGCGCCUCCGUGCAUGUUGACGAACGCGGAAAAUCAACUGGAGAAGGCAUCGUCGAGUUCAAGAACAAACCAGGAGCGAUGGUCGCAUUGCGGUAUUGCAGCGAGAAAUGCUUCUUCUUGACGGCGUCCCUGCGGCCAGUCAUUGUUGAACCUUACACCUACCAGGAUGACACCGAUGGUCUGCCAGAGAAAUCCAUGAACAAGAAAAUUCCAGACUUCCAGAAGGCCAGACAGCAAGGACCACGUUUCGCUGAUCACGGAUCCUUCGAGCAUGAGUACGGUCAACGGUGGAAGCAAAUGCACGAGUUGUACAAGCAGAAGGCCGAGGCUCUGAAGCGCGAAAUGAUCAUGGAGGAGGAGAAAUUGGAAGCUCAGAUGGAAUUCGCCCGCUACGAGCACGAGACCGAGCAACUCCGAGAACAGUUGCGCAUGCGCGAGCAGGACCGUGACCGUCAAAAGGCCGAAUGGGAAAUGAAGGAACGCAUGGCGUCGGAAGCCAAACAGCGCAAUGACAUGCAGAUGAAGCACGACGUCGAGGAAAUGCAAAACCGCAUCAAGCGCACCGAUGAGGAACUGCACCGUCGUCAGCAGGAGAACAACGUAUUUAUGCAGAACCAACAGAUGGGUGCCCUAAUGGACAACAACGAUGACAACCGGCGGGCAUUCGAAAUGAUGAACCAGGGUGGCGGUGGAGGAGGCGGCGGUGGCAACGCCGGACCCGGUGGUAACAACUUUGGCGGCAUGGAGGUACGCGAUUAUGACCAUGGUCAGAACAGACCGUCCCGCUUCAACGACGAUGGCCCGCAACAGAACCAGCAGGGAGGAGGCGGCGGUGGCAACCAGCAGCGCAAUUCCUUCGGCGGUGGACAAAAUCGCAACUGGAUGAACAAUGAUCGUCGUAACAAUGAUGAUUUCCAGAGCAAACGAAGACGCUUCUAAAAAGCUUAAGGAAUAACGUUAAGUUCUCACUCACCGCCAACCAAUCAUUCUAUACACACAAGCCAGCUCGUGGAUGUGCUCUUGUGAUGUGCGUCGUGGGCUGCGCUUUCUCCGUUAAUAGCAGUAACAUCCCCAUAUUGGUUGGGAGGAUUAUCUCGUCAGUACAAUGAACAAAUUGUACUUCAUCCUAGUUUCGUUUUAUGUCCGUGACUCGUGAGACGCGACAGAAUGUAAAUCGUCUCGUCGAUAAAUUAGUUCAAGAGGGGGAGAAAGAAAAGUAUCAGGGUUAUAAAUCGAGAGAAUUUCACGUUUAUGGCUUAUCUGACAAAUCAAUAACUAUGAGAAAACAACCAAUGAAAUUCUCAAGUGCGAUUUUUGAUUCCAAUUGCAGAAAAAAUUCUCAAACUAUAUUUCCUAUUUCAUAAACCUACUUUAAAAACUCCUAUGAAUACCACACAUAUAUCCUACAAUUUCCUUUGCUAUUUCGUUCUAAAAAAAUCUGUCGCCGAAAACGUUCUCGAAUAAGUCAGUAUCGCCAGUAAUAUGUCAGAUAGUGUCUCUGGCAGAGAAAUAAUUUCCGAAGCGUUUCAUUUGUUUUGUCGUCAAAGAAAGUAAAAGGCAAGAAUUUUGCAUUAUGAAUACAAAGGGAGAAACACGGAUACGCGCGGCACUGUAAACGGUGCGCGACUGACUGUACCUUCCUUCCAAUUCAAUUUUAACUGAGAGAAAAAUGAGAGAAACUGAUUGUGUAUUUGAUGAUCUAGAGAUAUGUAACACAUAUUAUUUAUAACCCUGAUUUGGCUGAUGGACAGAGGUAGGUUUUGCCUACCGUUGGCUCUGUGCGCACGCAUACACAACUUGUAUUUGCAGCAGUACUAUUUAUAAGGACAGAAAAAUGGAGUUUUUUUUUAAUCACCAAGAUUAAAUCCUACGCGUAAGGCUUAAAGAUUAUAUCUUUUUACAAAUCACUGUGUAAUAAUUAUAAUAAUAUAAAUGAUAUUCAUUGGACACAAUAACCGAUGGGGUGGCCUUUAUUUGCACGUGGGAGGGAUGGGAUCGGUAACCCGAGAAAACACAUCUGAAAAGGUCCUGGAAAGGAAUAAACAAGUAGACAGGACAUUUCCAGCUAACAAUCAAGGGAACAUAAUGAGGAAGGAUUAUUGAUAUUACUAAACUAGAUUGCAAGUACAAUGAAACAUUUUAUAGUUACACAAGUAAUCAAUCAGCACGUGGAAUUCUAUAUUUCGUCAAAAACGGGCAUAUCGCGCUAAUGUUGAACUAUUGAACGACUCGUCGCCUUUGCACUAGCACUAUAUCCACGAUUUGGAGCGCUAAGUGCGUGAUGGUUACUUGGGUAAAUAUCCACCUAUAUUUUUUCCGGUGUACUGUAUGAGUUGCUGUUUACAUGGCGAAUGAUAUUAUCAAAAACAUAGUUUCAUGAUUUAUCAUUUAAUCACCAAUUCUUCAUUAUUAUUCUGAUGUAGAACAAUCUGAUCGAAAUAGUUACAAUACCUAAUAAUACCGGGUUGCUUUUUAUUUCAUUGAUUCUUAUUAUAUUCAUAAAACUCACACCAUUUAAAAAAAUGUUUUUCCUUUCUUUUGUACAUAAGCUGUCUUUUUUAGGAUCGGUGUAAUUUCCUAUUUUUUUUGUAUAUAAUCAUUGAUGGUCUUAUGAUUAUGCCAAAUGGCCAUUAUGCCAAACUUGGUAGAGCGCUAUUAACGACAUUAUUCAUUCCAUUUCAUUAGUGAUAACUUUGAGUGAUCGAUCAUAUUCGCUUGGGGUUACCCAAAUGUCCUAUGCUUAACGUCACUCGGGUAUCAAGGAAGCACAGUAUUUAAUUUAGCUGGAAUUGUUUUAUUCGUCCUAUAUGUGGAAUUGCAUAACAGGUUUAAGGUGAUUAUAAAACGAAGCCACACCUCAAAUUUUCAAGAGCACAAUAUUUGAGAACCAAACAGCGCUCCGCGUUGAAAAUUUAUCCCAUUGGUCACCACCAGCAAGCUAGUAAUUUGUUUGAUUUUCUAAGCGAACUGUUGUCAGAUUCUCCAGUCUUGUGCACUUGAAAAUUUGAAGUUUGGCUUCGUUUUAUAAUCACUUUAAAUCACCAUCGUUGCGGAUGGUAAGAAAUGUAUCGAUCUUGGUCCUUGUUCUACUUGUUUACACCUUGAGCAGAUAUCCCUUUCAACAUGACAUCUCCAUCUACGCCUAUUGAAUUUGUUAUUUAUCAACUGAAUCCAAUUUCUCAUGUUUGUUUAGUAGACGUAAGCGUUCUGUAUCUUGUAAAAAAGAUUUAACGUUUAACAUAAGUUCGUUGUUUCUGAGCAACAUUUUAAAACCAAGCAUAAAAAUCAGAUUCCGUAGAACCCUCUCGUGUAUACGCCAGUUAAUGCGAUAAAAUUUCCAACAGAGUUACUGUUUGAUUAUACGGACUAACGUAAGCAUUUUAGAUGAUUAAAAAAAUAACACGAAUGGAUAAUCAUUA